CGGGCUGGACAUGUGCGCCGACGUCAUGGUCGGCGACGACAUGCGGACCGGCAUCUCCGGCGGGCAGAAGAAGCGCCUCACAACAGGGGAGAUGCUGGUCGGCCCGACCAAGGUGCUGUUCAUGGACGAGAUAUCCACCGGCCUGGACAGCUCCACCACCUACCAGGUCGUCAGGUGCAUCCAGCAGAUUGUCCACCUGGGCGAGGCCACCGUGCUGGUGUCGCUGCUGCAGCCCGCGCCGGAGAUCUUCGACCUCUUCGACGACGUCAUGCUGCUAUCUGAGGGGCAGAUCGUCUACCAGGGUCCCAGGGAAUACGUGCUCGAGUUCUUCGAGAGGUGCGGCUUCCGCUGCCCCGAGAGGAAAGGCGCUGCUGAUUUCUUGCAAGAGGUUACAUCAAAGAAAGAUCAGGCGCAAUACUGGAUACAUAAUGAAAAGCCUUAUCACUAUGUAUCAGUACCUGAAUUUGUUUUAAAGUUCAGGAAAUUUCACAUGGGGAAGAGCCUAAAAAAGCAGCUUUCGGUUCCUUUCAACAAGAGAAAAAUCCACAAAUCUGCUCUGGUUUUCUCCGAUCAGUCUGUUUCAACUUCAGAGCUUCUCAAGACCUCGUUCUCCAAAGAAUGGCUUCUCAUGCAGAGAAACUCAUUUAUCUACGUUUUCAAAAUAGUUCAGGGAAUCAUAGUUGCUCUAGUAGCAUCAACGGUUUUCUUGCGUACACGGCUCCAUGAAGAUACUGAGGAAGAUGGCCAAGUCUACCUAGGGGCACUUAUAUUUAUCAUGAUAGCUAACAUGUUCAAUGGUUUUGCCGAGGCAACCCUUACUCUCGCAAGGCUACCUGUAUUCUACAAACAUAGAGAUUUUCUAUUCUAUCGGCCAUGGCAUUUUACACUUCCAAAUGUUCUCCUGAAAGUCCCUAUGGCCUUGCUUGAGUCAAUAAUUUGGGUUGUAAUAACCUACUACCUCAUAGGCUUUUCCCCUGAAGCUAGCAGGUUCUUCAAACAUCUGCUUAUAGUAUUCUUGAUCCAGCAGGCGGCUGGAGGAUUGUUCAGGCUUGUUGCUGGCUUAUGUAGGACUGUUGUCGUCACUAAUACCGCUGGAUCUCUUGCCCUUCUGAUGAUAUUUGUAAUGGGAGGAUUCAUCCUACCAAGAGAUGCAAUUCCAAAAUGGCUGGUAUGGGGUUAUUGGUGUUCACCUCUUACGUAUGCAUACAUUGCUCUUGCUGUCAAUGAGAUGGAUUCUCCGAGGUGGCUGGACCAAUCUAUAGCUGAUGGAAGGCCAUUGGGAGUGGCAGUUCUAGAAAAUGCAGGUGUAUUCACUGGCAAGGAGUGGUACUGGAUUGGAGCAGGUGCCCUUCUAGGGUUCACCGUUGUGUUCAAUGUGCUAUUCACACUAUCGCUCAUGUACCUGAACGCUAUUGGAAAACCGCAAGCCAUCUUGCCUGAAGAAACUGAUGGAUUUCCAGAGAAUGACUUUGAGCAAAAGAAGGAGCCACAUAUAACACAGAGAACUACGGUUCGAGCAACAGAACCUACAUCCCCUAACUCAAUCAUCACAUUGGAUAAGGUGCUUGAACAAUUACGUGGCCGUUCCCCAAAUACUUCUGAUAGGUCUGUUGGAUAUGCUCCAGGAAGAGGGAUGGUUCUUCCGUUUGAACCUCUCUCCAUGUCCUUCAAUGAGAUAAACUACUAUGUUGACAUGCCUGCGGAGAUGAAGACUCAAGGAGUAACCGCUGAUAAGCUUCAGCUGCUGUCAGGGAUAUCUGGUGCUUUUCGCCCUGGGGUUUUGACUGCCCUUAUGGGUGUGAGUGGAGCUGGAAAGACCACCCUCAUGGAUGUCUUGUCUGGGAGGAAGACUGGUGGAUACAUUGAAGGGGAAGUCUACAUAUCUGGUUACCCUAAGAACCAAGCAACAUUUGCAAGAAUGUCGGGUUACUGCGAGCAAAAUGACAUCCACUCUCCACAGAUCACAGUCAGAGAGUCGCUACUCUUCUCUGCUUUCCUGCGCCUGCCUAAGGAGGUCACUGAUCAAGAGAAGAAGGUAUUUGUGGAUGAAGUAAUGGAACUAAUUGAACUGAACGGUCUCAAGGAUGCUAUUGUGGGUCUCCCUGGUCUGAACGGUCUGUCGACUGAACAAAGAAAGAGGUUGACUAUUGCUGUAGAGCUUGUGGCAAACCCCUCAAUUAUCUUCAUGGACGAACCAACUUCAGGCCUUGAUGCAAGAGCUGCCGCAAUUGUCAUGAGAACAGUUCGGAACACUGUCAAUACUGGAAGAACUGUUGUCUGCACCAUCCAUCAACCAAGUAUAGACAUUUUUGAAGCUUUUGAUGAGCUGCUAUUACUGAAAAGAGGAGGUCAAGUCAUAUAUUCUGGACCGUUGGGUAGGAACUCCCAGAAAGUUGUCGGAUACUUUCAGGAAAUUCCUGGAGUCCCAAAGAUCAAAGAGAAGUGCAACCCAGCUACAUGGAUGUUGGAUGUAAGCUCUGCGGCAGCAGAAGUUCGACUGAAGAUUGAUUUUGCCGAAAGUUACAAAUCUUCGACUAUGCAUCAGCGGAAUAAAGCAUUAGUCAAAGAGCUGAGCAAGCCACCUCCUGGUACCAGCGACCUUUACUUCCCUUCUCAAUACUCGCAGAGUUCCUUUGGUCAAUUUAAAUUCUGUCUCUGGAAGCAAUGGUGGACUUACUGGAGAAGUCCUGAUUAUAACCUCGUCAGGAUGUUCUUUGCAUUUGUUACGGCCUUAGUGCUGGGGGUUAUAUUCUGGAGGGUUGGUCUAAAGAUGAGGAGCUCGGGUGAUCUUUUAGUCAUUGUGGGAUCAAUGUAUGCCGCUGUUAUGUUCGUUGGCUGCGAGAAUUGUAUCUGUGUUCAACCUGUUGUUGCUGUGGAAAGGACUGUAUUUUACAGAGAGCAAGCAGCUGGAAUGUACUCAGCUAUACCCUAUGCCCUCGCUCAGGUAGUUGUGGAGAUACCAUAUGUGUUCGUUGAGACUCUGGUUUAUACUCUUAUCGUCUACCCGAUGAUGUCUUUCGAGUGGACACUAGUAAAGUUCUUCUGGUUCUUCUAUGUUUCAUUCUUCACCUUCCUGUAUUUCACUUACUACGGCAUGAUGACUGUCUCCGUAUCGCCAAAUGGUCAAGUUGCUUCUAUAUUUGCCGCUGCCUUCUACUCCUUUUUCAAUCUCUUCUCAGGGUUCUUCGUAGCAAGAUCGAAAAUCCCAAAGUGGUGGAUUUGGUACUAUUGGCUUUGCCCGGUGGCAUGGACAGUUUACGGGCUUGUUGUGUCACAGUACGGGGAUGUGGAAGAUCUUAUCAAGGUGCCUGGUCAACCCGAUCAGCAAGUCUCAUCUUUCAUCAAGAGCUACUUUGGUUAUGAUAACGACUUCAUGGGCGUUGUGGCGGUUGUGCUGGCAGGCUUCACUGUCUUCUUUGCUAUGAUAUAUGCUUACUGCAUAAAGACGUUCAAUUUCCAACAGAGAUAGAAACUAUGUGC
Triticum dicoccoides is the source of this 3480-nucleotide messenger RNA. RefSeq names its product ABC transporter G family member 38-like. The record is from RefSeq and is a predicted model, not a curated record. The transcript has 17 exons. Gene Ontology annotation, cellular component: membrane. Lineage: Eukaryota; Viridiplantae; Streptophyta; Magnoliopsida; Poales; Poaceae. Gene Ontology annotation, molecular function: ATP binding; ABC-type transporter activity; ATP hydrolysis activity. Bases 11 to 3469 code for a protein of 1152 amino acids.